This is a messenger RNA of Cucurbitaria berberidis CBS 394.84, 2289 nucleotides long. RefSeq lists its product as uncharacterized. The transcript has 2 exons. The record is from RefSeq and is a predicted model, not a curated record. NCBI's taxonomy places the organism in Eukaryota, Fungi, Ascomycota, Dothideomycetes, Pleosporales, Cucurbitariaceae. Bases 1 to 2289 code for a protein of 762 amino acids.
AUGGCCGAGUUUGGUGGCAACCAUCACCAGGACCGCAAGAUCAUGCACGAUACCACCGCUGGCUUCCGCCAUAGCGACCAACGCUCUACCCCCCAAGACACUGCAUCGGGCAGCACUCACCACACCGCGGGACGUGGUAGCGAACAGUCAGCCACCGAUGGCGCUGCGAACGAAGACGACGACGACGAAGAAGAAGAAGACAGUAGUACUGCCAAAGACGACGAACUAGACGUUCCCGUCCCAUCCUUUGGUUUCGGCAAGGGAGGCAAAGGAAAGGGAAAGCGCCCUGGCAUCCGCAUUGAGCCUGUCGACGAUGAUGAGUCUCUCGGUGAAGACGACGAUAUUGCAUCCCUUGGGGCGGGGCUUGUACCCAACAAGCACCCAGUGAACCAGUUGCUAAUGAACAAUAAGAAGCGUACCUACAGCAAUCUCUCAAGCACUUCGGUUCUAUUUGGGGACGACUCGACCGACCAGGAGUCAUUCCCUAGACGCAAGAUUGCGCGAAAACUAAGCACCGUGGCUAGUGAGCCACUAUUAACAUAUAAAGAAAGUGACGACCAUGUGGAGGGCUACGAGAAUGCCAUCGAGAGCGACGACGAGGACUACAGCGGCGUUAAUCUCAUUCCUGAUGACGACGACGAUGACAUGGACUUCCAAGAGGAAAGUUACAUUCUUCAGGAAGAGCAGCAGGCGACUUCCCUCCUCAAUGAGUUUCGUGACGCUCGCCGACUCAGUCUUGAUAGUUGCGCAAGCGAUAACAUCUUUGGUGUCACUGCUCCACUGAACGACGCAUUCAUCUCGAGUCUCCCUGAUUUUGGCUUUGCCCAGUUUUUCGAGCCUGAAGCUCUUCCUGCAUCCCCCGAUCCAGCCGUCAAGAGAAAGUACUCAGACAGCUCUACCAAGCGUGUUCGCUUCGAUGAUGAGGUUCAAGUAUCAGAUAGCUCCAGUUCUGAAUCUUCCGAGCUCGAUAGUAGCGUCUUUCCCGAUCUCUUCUUAGAGCAAGACAAACUACCUCCAGUCUUGCAUCAAUUACUUGAGAUGGAUAAUGACGACGACAAUGGGGACAUCCAAUCUCCCAUGUCCGACGCGUCCUUCUGGGACUAUGGCCAAGAUGAGUCUCGCAUCACGCAGGCUGAUCAUUCAGACGAGUCCGAUGACGACUCGUCUCCUGGCUCAAGUGGCUAUGAUUCUGACAUGGGUGACACCACUGACGAAGAAGACUUCGGGUCUGAAGUUCCUCCACGGACCCCUAUCCAGAAGCAAUCUGUCUUACGCCGACCAUGUUCUGCACCAGGCUCUAGGGCUGCGACGCCCAAUCCAUUCCAACGGAGCUCUCGGCCAACAGGCCGCCAAAUCCCGCCCACCCGCGGCGUCUUCAUUCACGAUGAUUGCACCAAGGCUAUCGCAGUCACCAAUCGGGCCACCAAGACCUUGACCUUCUAUCGUCCACGCACGACAAUGAUUCCAUGGAUUCCACUAAACGGUUACCACAGCAGCACAAGCAGUACAGCGAACAACAGCCCUCGGAACUCGAUUGCACAAGUGAACGCCUCAGACAGUGAGGUCAGCAACGAGGUGUUCAACAAUACUCUUGGUACAGAUAUCAUGCUCACUGGUAUCUUUGGGUCUACUCCAGGAAACGACUACUACUUUGGCAAUGACAGCGUUGGGCCUCCUGAGGCCUUCUUUCCCUUCGUAAGCAUCGGAUCCAAUGGCAACAUGAACAUCAUGGAUGAGGAUGAGUAUGACGACUCCGAUGAUUACGAGGAUGAUCUCAACAUUACCGACUUCAUGGAUUUUGGCUCGUCGGGCGAGGACACCGAAUCUGAACAGGAGGACGAGAUGGACGUGCCCGCAACUCCGGCAACUACAUCGAUGGCACCUCCAAGUUCCACCCCUGCUCGACCAACCCCAGUGGCCGAGACACCUGGUAAUCGUAACAGGUCAACUUCGGAUGUCAUGCUCGAACACUUCGACCGUGGAGUUGUCACUGCCUUCCGCAACAAUCAGAACCGAUAUCGUGAUGUGGCUUCUCUCCCACAAGAUCCGGCAGUUCGAGCUUCAGUCUCUCGUCCGGUUCGUUCUGGCAAGUCUGCGGAGACGCUGAUUACGCCGCUCCGCAAGCGGUCCAGAUCCACUCGGUUGGCUAGAACUCCUCGCCCUACCGGCUCAAUCGUUGGAAAUCAAAGCUCGCCACUCUCUGGUGUCACCAAAGCUAAUUCUCGACUGCAAAACUCUGUCACGAGUCCUUCCCGUGGCCCACCUCCUCGGAUGGGUACAUUCUCAUGA